AUGCUGCUUACCCUGAAACCUUCCUCCCAGAACGGAGUGAAAGGGCCUCCCCAUGACUACGCCAUCGUUCGUCAGUCCAUUCCUGCCGCCCCACGGUCCUCUCCGCCCCCGGCGGUCUCGGAACCCCAGACACAGAGCAUGGAGUCCUCGCGGAGAGGAUUGCCGCCUCCCUCUGCCUUGACCCUGCCGCCGCCCGACGUUGCUUUCGCCGCCGCGAACCCUAUGAAUCAACCACAUCAACAACCCCUUCCGCCCCCUCCGCCCCCUCAACGGCAGGAUUCGGAUGCCUCCUAUUACUCUUGGCUCGAAGCCAAGGCCGAGGAAGACCGCCGGAAGCAGGAGGAGGAGAAGACCCGUCAGGAAACCUUGCGCCUGGAGCAGCGCCGGAUCGAACAGAGUAUGUUGCGGGAUUCCCUGCAUGCUGGCGUCCCGCCGCAUAUGAUCCCGCUCAUCUUCGCCGGCAUCAGUCAAGGCGGCGUGCCUCAAUCCGUCCUGGAAGUGACCCAGCAGUACAUAACACAAUCCGCUAUCCCUCCGCCGCGGGGACCCCCGGCAGCCCCCUCGAUGCCCGGCCCGUCGCACUCGUCACAACGGCGAGGGCCUCAUGUCCGUCGAGACUCUCGUUCUAUCCCCUCUUCCUCUGCUUCUUCUUCCUAUCCGUACGUGACGUCGACGCAACAGCCGGUGGCUGGACCCGGAGUGCUUCUCUCACAACCGUUGCAUGCCUCAGCCCCCUCGUCGACGCCGCCGUCGUUGAGCAGGUCCUCAGACCCCCGUGUAGCCCCGAGCAUGUCCCGGCUCAACCCCGGUGAGUCGCAGGGUUCCCAUCAACAACCUGCAAUCAACCUGAGCAACGUACAUUAUGCCCCGGGCUCUUCGGUACCGCUCUCGCAACCUGCGGCCGGAAAAUCCGAUUCGCAACCGCGUCCGUCGCCGCCGUCUCUGUAUUUCCACCACUGGGUCCCUCCAGCGCAAUCGCAUCCCAAUACUCCGUCGGGCAGAAACCGACAGGAAUCCCCCGGGACCUCGCAAGCUCCCCGUCGAGCCGACUACCAGAGCUCGCCGGGUCGCAAAAGAAAGGCGCCGGGCCCUCACCAACAAGCUCCACUGCCGUCCUCGCGUCCGUCGGACACUUUUCCUGGUUCCUCUCAGAAUUCCCGCUCAGGGUCUCCCAUGACUGCGCGGCCGGCAGAGCAGUCUUCACACACUCGUAAACGGAGUGAUGCGUCGAACCCGUACGAUAUCCGCAUGACUGAUCAUCAAGGCCCCGAGUCGACCAGUAGGCGAGCCAGUGUGACGCGGCCUGCGAUACGAACGAGGACAUCGGCGGAGGAAACCAGCUCGGAGAGGGGCUACAGUCGCACAGAGGACCAGGACCGCAGCGAGUAUCCGUCUCGAUUCGAGAGCCACGCCAAUUAUUCCCAUCGGGCGUCCCAAGGCCCUUACGCUUCUAGCGCUGGUACGGCACCUCCUGAUUCUGACGAAGAUAGUAGUCCUGGUCAUUCUCCUCGGACGGGGCUUUCUCGCCGGUUAAGGCGGUCUGAUGCAUCCCCGCGAAGACAGUAG
Aspergillus affinis is the source of this 1566-nucleotide messenger RNA. RefSeq lists its product as uncharacterized. The transcript has a single exon. Lineage: Eukaryota; Fungi; Ascomycota; Eurotiomycetes; Eurotiales; Aspergillaceae. The record is from RefSeq and is a predicted model, not a curated record. The coding region runs from base 1 to 1566 and encodes 521 amino acids.